Messenger RNA from Pseudogymnoascus destructans, 2308 nucleotides. It is a transcript of the gene VPS45, whose product is annotated as vacuolar protein sorting-associated protein 45. Gene Ontology annotation, cellular component: Golgi membrane. The record is from RefSeq and is a predicted model, not a curated record. The coding region runs from base 233 to 2011 and encodes 592 amino acids. Gene Ontology annotation, biological process: vesicle-mediated transport; intracellular protein transport. NCBI's taxonomy places the organism in Eukaryota, Fungi, Ascomycota, Leotiomycetes, Thelebolales, Thelebolaceae. The transcript is spliced from 2 exons.
GGGCAGAAGUGACAAACCGCCUCAUUCCCUCCAACGAAAACCCACCGAAGAUAAACAAUUCAGCAAACAGCACCAGUUUACUAGCCAAUACCUCGCGCAGUCAUUCUGUUCCUAUAGCGACAGGAGGAAACCAGGCGGACUGGGAGGGGGACGUUCUUGAAGACAUGCAGAGGGGCUUACGACGACCAUACACUUGAGCACCCGCUCCAGAAUCGAGCUACAUAUCGCCAGGAUGGAUGUCAUUCAGGCAGUGACGGGUUAUAUAUCGAAGAUGGUGUCCGCUGGGGAUAGCGCAUCAGGGACACCAUCGGCGAAGAUGAAGAUCUUGCUAUUGGACAGCGAAACCGUCAAUAUUGCGUCCACUGCGAUUACCCAGUCAGCACUACUAAACCACGAAGUGUACCUUAUCGACAGGUUAGAAAACCAAAAUCGAGAGAAGAUGCGACAUCUACGAUGCUUGUGUUUUGUCCGACCCUCCGCCGAAUCCAUACAGUAUCUCAUCGAUGAGCUGCGCGAUCCCAAAUACGGCGAAUACAACCUCUACUUUAGCAAUGUGACGAAGAAAUCUUCGCUCGAGCGGCUUGCAGAAGCAGAUGACUACGAGGUUAUUAAAGCAGUUCAGGAGCACUUUGCAGACUACAUUGUGAUCAACCCAGACCUGUUUACGUUAGAUCUGACGAUACCAAAACGAAUAUGGAGCGGAAGCCCGGAUAUGUGGAACGCGGAUGCAUUGCAAAGGAGCACCGAUGGAAUUGUGGGACUACUACUCUCUUUGAAGAAGAAGCCGUUAAUACGGUAUGAAAAGAACAGUCUCCUGGCGAAAAAGCUUGCGACGGAAGUGCGAUACCUUGUUAGCCAGGAAGAGCAACUCUUCGACUUCCGAAAAGUCGAUACACCGCCAAUAUUACUUAUAUUAGAUCGCAGAGACGAUCCCAUCACGCCGUUGCUCUCACAAUGGACAUACCAAGCGAUGGUGCAUGAGCUUUUGGGCAUUAAUAACGGCCGCGUCGACCUUCAUAGUGUUCCUGACGUUAGGCCGGAGUUGAAGGAAGUUGUUCUCUCUCAGGACCAGGACCCAUUCUUCAAGAAGAACAUGUACCUGAAUUUUGGCGACCUUGGAGGGAAUAUUAAGGACUACGUCGAACAAUACCAGUCAAAAACAAAGAGCAGCUCAAACAUCGAGUCGAUUGCCGACAUGAAGCGCUUCAUUGAAGAAUAUCCCGAGUUCCGGAAGCUGUCUGGGAAUGUUAGCAAACAUGUGACUAUUGUUGGCGAGCUGAGUCGAAAAGUAGGAGCGGAGAAUCUCUUGGAAGUCAGUGAGGUUGAGCAGAGUUUGGCGUGCAAUGACAACCAUGCAGCAGAUCUGAAGAAUGUGCAGCGGCUAUUACAAUCGCCCUCCGUAACUGCUGAAGGAAAGGUGAGGCUGGUUGCUCUAUACGCAUUGCGCCAUCAAAGGCACCCGUCCAACGCUCUGCCUCUGUUACUUGAUCUAUUGGGCGCCACAGGUAAUAUGCCACAACGGCAGAUCGACAUAGUUUCGAAGCUACUCCACUACCAAUCUUCUCUCCAGCAGGUCCAAAAUGCCAGUGGUAUAACCGACAUGUUCGAGUCCGCCAAUAUUUUUUCGGGCGCUCGUGAUCGCCUCAAAGGCUUGAAGGGAGUGGAUAAUGUGUACACUCAGCACUCCCCACGACUAGAGAUAACCUUGCAAGAGCUCAUCAAAGGGAGGUUGCGAGAACAGCAGUAUCCAUUUGUAGAUGGCGGAGGCUCGACGAGGGACAAGCCUCAAGACAUCAUAGUGUUCAUGAUUGGCGGGACCACGUAUGAAGAAGCAAAGUUGGUUGCUACUAUCAACGCUUCAGUGCCUGGCAUAAGGGUCGUUUUAGGUGCAACAUGUAUACAUAACAGCGUCACCUUCUUAGAAGAGGUUGAUGAUGCGGUUACGUCGUGGCCAGCACCAGCACCUACGACAGCGGCAGGGAGGCUUCGGCAAGAGACGACAAGGCGAUAGAAUAUGAGAAAACAGGCGGGCGUUCCGGCUUGGGCUCUGGGCUGAUGAUUAUGAAGCGGUAGGAUUUGUAGGAUCUGUACUCCUUAGGGUAUGAUAAUCCGCUACAAUGAUGUUGUUUGUCUAACUUAUGGGGUUUGGCAUCUCAAAGCCUCGUUCUGUAGCCUUGCGUCUGUUCUGGCUUUGUGGAGUCCAAUAGCAAGCGACCCCCAGCCGCUAAUUCUAACAUUUCUUUAUCCACAUUCCGCUACCCCACCAGAAAAUAUCUUGACCCCGCCAAAAUUUCACGACUUCGUUGUC